Messenger RNA from Gaeumannomyces tritici R3-111a-1, 1586 nucleotides. RefSeq lists its product as hypothetical. Lineage: Eukaryota; Fungi; Ascomycota; Sordariomycetes; Magnaporthales; Magnaporthaceae. The record is from RefSeq and is a predicted model, not a curated record. The transcript has a single exon. Bases 478 to 1350 code for a protein of 290 amino acids.
CGGGCGGCGGUGGAACGAAGCAGCAGAGCAACGAGCACUCAAAGACGAGAGCUGAUGCCGAGGCAAUAUACCCAGAGAACCAACAAGGGUCUGGUUCGUCGAUAAAGCAUGCACUAAAUCCAUGUCGACCACCCCCAACUCGGUCACGACGCAAUGCAGUCAAGGCCCAGCCCGCUAGGAGGAGUGAGAACCCCACCCUCCCUGGUCGUUUGUCGUCCCAUCCGCCUCAGAUGAUCUCCACGCCCUGGCCCUGUCCUGUCGGCCUGCCACUCUGCCGUAUCCGUACUCGCGCAAACCGCGGUGCAGCUCAAACGAUGACAGGCAUUUGACGCGAGCGUAUAGAUAGCUGGCACUGUCCUCCACCGCUUGCGUCUCUGCUGUGUUUUCUCUCCUCGCUUUGUUCACGUUUUGUCGGAAUCCUGCUCCUACAACAGUCACGCAAACAUCGUUUGAAGAGAACCAGGAGUCGGACCCAAAAUGAAGGCCUCCAAUAUCCUUCUCACUGCAAGCCCGGUAGCGGUGGCUAUGGCCGCUUCGGCGCCCAUGUCACCAGCCCCAGCCUCCGAGUUCCUCUUCUCAAACCCUGACCCGGCGACUGCGGUCAGUUCGGGCUUCAAAAUCCCGACGUCGUACGAGUCGGCCAUCAUGGCGCGUCGCAUCCUGGCCCUCGCGCCCUUCGCCACCUUUUCGACCGUCUUCCCCAGCGACAAGGACGGCGGCAUAGGCGGCGCCCCCGUCGGGCUGACGGACUACAUCGCCGACUGCGAGGACGACAGCGUUGGGAACCCGACCAUCCUGGAGCUCCACAUCGGCACCUCGUUCCGGAACGUCCGCAGCGGUUCCAACAUCAGUGUCAGUCUCGCCUGGGUUCCGCCGUACCCGCCGAGCCGCCGGAUCCGUUCGGCCCCGUCCUCGCCGUCCUUGCUUUCGGCUCUGGAGGAUUCCUUGCGCUCUCUGCUCGGGUUGUCGCGACGGCAUGAAGAGCAGGCUGGUGAGGGCCGGCCCGACCCGCAGCCCUACUCGGGCGCCAACCUGCCGCGCUUUUCCCUCCUGGGCUACCUCGAGAAGAUCGAGCCCUCAAAGGUGGCCGGCGUUACGACCUGCUACGUCGGCACCCACCCCGAUGCAAAGUACUGGCUUCCGGGCAACCCAAUUCAUGAGGCCGAGUGGGUCCGCCUGGUCGUGACCAAGGUUUACUGGAUCGGCGGCUUCGGCGACCGUGCCUAUAUAGGCUGGAUUCCCGUCGACGAGUACAGCAAGGUCACCCGCGAUGAAUGGGAGGCCAUCCGCCUGCCGGGCGAGAAGCCUGAUUGGAAGGAGUGGUCCAUGCGGGAGUUCGGGGAUCUGUAAACGUUAUGAUAUCUUGGACUAGUGGCAUGUGGCAUACAAUUUGUGACCCUGUUCUAUCAAGAUUCGAGUUGGAUACUAUCAGCCUUGCUCACUUAUUGAACUCUCUACCAUGUAUGGAACUUGGAUACCAACGGGCGAGCUUGGCUACAUCACGCAAAGCACAUUCCCGUACCUCUGAAUCCAUGGCUGCAGGUGCGUUAAAGUUGACUUUAUUAUAAACCACCACCCUCUUCGCG